AAAAUUACAUAGUAUUGUACACACAGGUUUCAGUUUGAAAAUAAGCAACAUGUCGGCUUGGUGGGUCCUCCUGAUGUUAUCGGCCGUAUUUUCUCGAUCUGUCCUGGGGACCUGUCCACACGUGUCCAGCAUCCCCGUCCAGCCCAAUUUUGAUUUUGAUAAAUUUGCAGGUGAUGGAUUGAAGUGGAACAUGGUCCUCUAUAACAAGAUCGUCCCCGUGGAAGGAUUGAACACUGCUCUGAACGAAUCUAAUGCCUUCUCAAAGUUCAGCAGAGACAGAAGCAACGCACGAGUCGGUCGAACCGUGGGCAGAAUCCGUCUAGGGUCUCUAUCCUUCUGUACCAACCAAAAGUCCAGGAUCGAGAACGAGCCUGGAGAACCAGCCAAACUCCGCCAGACUUUUAAUAAUCCAUUCACGAAGUCAACUUUUAGCUUUAAUUUCUGGAUACUGUACACUGACUACGAGAAUUUGUCCGUAGUGUACGCCUGCCAGAAAGUGUUACCCGGGGGAACGUGUCACCCAGACCACAUUUAUUUCUGGACUUUCUCACGGGGAACCAGACACACAUCUGAGGAGCUGAAAAAGGUGACGGAUCUAGCGAUUUCCGUCUGCAAGACAACGCUCCGAAGAAUAAAUCACGAAACGCCGUGUUCACUAUAGUAAGAGGGACCGCAACAAAUUCAAUAGAAAUGCAUUUGCUGCAUGCGAACUUGAAAGUUUACCACUAUAUCGCGCUAUUUCUGUUUCACAGGGUACAUCGGAAGCUUCGUAAGAUUUUUCUACAUUCUUCGUUUUGUGAUGUACAUGUAUGGUUAAAAAAAAUAAAUUUAUAUACAAGGUCUUGAAUAACCUACCCCAUUCUGUUGUUUUUAGUGUUUAUUUAUUGUAAUCAGAUACAUAUGGAAGUAAAGAACCUUUGAUCAUUGUUAUAAAUGCUUUGUGGCAACAAUUAUAGUUUAACAUUACAAUAAAUAUAGACUAUCGUCAUUGAACAAGAAAAGACCUUUUAUUUUAGAUGUGUUUUUGUUUAUUACCGUCGGCUACAAGUGUCACGCAGAUCUCUGUUGUCCGAGCGCGCUGUCCUAUAUGUCAAUUUCCCUCCAAUGACUCUAUCUAUCAUUUACCCUCCGAUGCUUCAAACGUCAAAAUGACACACAUACUUAUAAUUUUCCUUUGAAAACUAUAUGUCGUCUGCAUGGUUCAGUCUCAGAAGAGUACCACCAUGAUCAGCUGGUCAGUUCGCUUGUUCGUUCUCGCUGUCUGUUUUACCAGGACUGUCUGCAGCCAAUCGAGUACCUGCCCACAAAUCUCCAGUAUUCCUUUUCAGUCCAGCUUUGAUUUUGAUAGAUUUGCAGGAGAAUUAAAAUGGAACGUCCUCCUUUACAACAAAAUUGUGCCAAUAGAGGGACUCGACAUGCCAGUCAACAAAUCAGACCUUUCUUUCUUGUUCUCCAGGAACUCUAACAACACACAGACAGUCACUAUUGCUGGCAGAGUACGUCUCGCACCGACCGUUGCGUUUUGUCUCGAACUAGAGGGAAUAGUUGACAGCCUUUCCGGAAACGCGGCUAAGCUUCAGCAAAACUACUUCAACCCCCUCACAAAGAAACUGUUCACCUUUAACUUCUGGGUUCUACACACGGACUACAAAAAUCUGGCUGUAGUGUACGCCUGUGAGAAAACAAUGGUGGACGGUACAUGCAAUCAUAGUGAUACUUAUCUGUGGACUUUGUCAAGAGGAACCAGUCACACCCCAGCAGAGAUGAAGACAAUCAAAGAUGUCGGGUCCUCUGUGUGCAUGGAUGUAACGCAUCUCAGGCAUGUUAGCCACAAAUCCCCAUGCGCAGCUGCAGAAAGACUACAUUCAUAACCUUGUACAGGUUUAAAAUUCGAUCCAUAGUAUUUUACAUUGGCGCUUAGUACCGCUUAUAUUCUGUUUUAAGUUAAAGUGGCGGUAUAGUCACUGCCGUUUGAAUUUCACUUUUAAUUUACACGAAAACAGGGAAAAUGAAAUAGCUGUAAAAAUCCAACAGUAUAUGGUAUAUGAAGUGGGACAAGGUGCUGACCCACUAGUGCGAAAUGACCGGUAAGCUUUAAUUACAUGCAGACUUGAUAAAAACGUGCAGUACAGUUUGUGAAUAAAAACUAUGUCUUCUUUCGGAUGAAUUAUUCAUGUUAAUUAAAAAAAAUAAAAUAUCGAAGUUAUUCAUUAUUAUGUUGAAGUGCAGAUUACAAUGGGAAGAAAAAUCAAUGGAAAUAAGGUCACCAAUUCAUUGUAAAUCAGAUUCGGAAGGGUGUGUUAUUCCAAAAACAUUAGGAAUGGGUGUCUAUGUAUAAAACCUAUGGAAUUUAUUAACAGAUUUUCUUAGUUUUUGAGAAACGUAAUUCAAAUAUAUAAAGACCUUUGACCAGUCGAACAGCAAAACCAUGUUAACAUAUACUGCAUUCAAAAUAUUUAAUUAACGAACUACAAUUUAUGUAUGAUGUGAACUAUGCUGUGUAUUUCUUUAUGUUUUUUAUUCCUCCUAUAACUCGGAAAGAAAGAUUUUUUUUUUCUAUUUUCCAAAGUUAGUAUUUCUAAUUUAGAAGAAUAUCAAGUUUAAGAUAAAUGGAUGUGUUUUUAGGGUGGUGUAGAUGGCCUGUAAUGUUGUCAUUCACCGUGAGCUGGUUUAUGUCUGUUAAUGUAUUCUUUUAAUGGAUUUGAACGAAACUUUGUACCUGAAAUAUUCAAAAUGCCGUGGAUUUCUUCAAAAUAAAUAAUUAAACACGA
Molecule: messenger RNA, 2771 nt
Organism: Ostrea edulis (European flat oyster)
Lineage: Eukaryota; Metazoa; Mollusca; Bivalvia; Ostreida; Ostreidae
Product: retinol-binding protein 4-B-like
Exons: 3
Coding region: 1197-1871 (224 amino acids)
Molecular function (GO): retinol transmembrane transporter activity; retinoid binding
Source: RefSeq, a predicted model, not a curated record